Molecule: messenger RNA, 2526 nt
Organism: Stomoxys calcitrans (stable fly)
Lineage: Eukaryota; Metazoa; Arthropoda; Insecta; Diptera; Muscidae
Product: glutamine synthetase 1, mitochondrial
Exons: 1
Coding region: 386-1597 (403 amino acids)
Cellular component (GO): cytoplasm
Molecular function (GO): glutamine synthetase activity
Source: RefSeq, a predicted model, not a curated record
ACAAAAUGAGAAAAAGUGAAUGUUACACAGCUGAAAACGUUCACAAGCUAUCCUAACUUCGUAGAGGAUGGGUGUCCAGUUCUCGUCGUGCUAACAACACUACGCCCCGAAAAAAACAUUACCAAUUAAACAAAAAAAAACAAUAACAAUAAUAUAUUUGUGGUUUAACAGAAAAAAUAUUAUUAUAAUAUUAAAAUAAAAAAAACACAAAGUGAAAUGUUUUAAAAAGGUUUAAGAAAACCCCCAACGAAAAAAGAGUACCUUCUCAAAGCUUUUAUUGCAAAAUAAAGUACAAAUACCAAAAAUCCUUGCAAAUAAUCCUUGACCUGUUUUCCUUAAAAAAAAAACAAAUUUAAAAUUUUUAAUUAAAAAAAAAUUAUAAAAAAUGGCUUUACGUUGUGCUGGUCUUUUCCUGAGCAAGGAGAUGAGCUCCUCUCUUUCCCGUCAACUGCAAAUGCGUGCCCUCAGCACCUCCUCCUCAAUGCAAAACAACAAUUUCCUUAAGGAUUCCCCCAACACCGCUUUGGACAAAACUAUUUUGGAACGCUAUCGCAACUUGGAGACCCCCAGCAAUAAGGUACAGGCCACAUAUUUGUGGAUUGAUGGCACUGGUGAAAAUUUACGUCUGAAGGAUCGUGUCUUGGACAAAGUGCCCUCUGGUGUACAGGACUUGCCCAAAUGGCAAUACGAUGGCAGCUCUACAUAUCAGGCUCGCGGUGAAAAUUCCGAUACCACCUUGGUGCCCAGGGCCAUUUACAAGGACCCCUUCAAGCCUGGCAAAAACGAUAUCAUUGUCAUGUGCGAUACCUACCAGGCCGAUGGCCAGCCCACAGAUUCAAACAAGCGUGGAGCUUUGCAAACUGCCAUUGAUAAGGUAACCAAUGAAGAACCCUGGUUUGGCAUUGAACAGGAAUACACUCUGCUGGAUGUUGAUGGUCGUCCCUUCGGCUGGCCUGCCAAUGGCUAUCCAGCUCCCCAGGGCCCCUACUAUUGUGGUGUGGGUGCGGAUCGUGUAUAUGCCCGUGAUUUGGUAGAGGCCCAUGCUGUGGCCUGUCUAUAUGCUGGCAUUGAUUUUGCCGGCACCAAUGCUGAGGUAAUGCCCGCCCAAUGGGAAUACCAGGUAGGACCCAGUCUAGGCAUGAAGGCCAGUGAUGAUUUAUGGGUUUCCCGCUACAUAUUGCAACGCAUUGCCGAAGAGUUUGGCGUUGUGGUCACUUUCGAUCCCAAGCCCAUGGAGGGUCAAUGGAACGGCGCUGGCGCCCACACCAACUUCUCCACCAAGGCCAUGCGUGCCAAUGGUGGCAUGAAAGCCAUUGAGGAUGCUAUUGAGAAAUUGAGCAAACGUCAUGAUCGCCACAUCAAGGCCUACGAUCCCAAGGAGGGCAAGGAUAAUGAGCGUCGUUUGGUGGGCCGCCUGGAAACCUCCAGCAUUGACAAAUUCUCCUGGGGUGUGGCCAAUCGUGGUGUCAGUGUGAGAAUUCCUCGUGGUGUAGCCGAUGCUGGCAAAGGCUAUUUGGAGGAUCGUCGUCCCAGCUCCAAUUGUGAUCCCUAUGCUGUAUGCAAUGCCUUGAUCAGAACCUGUUUGUUAAACGAAUAAGUGUUUGAAAGGGGAGCGAAAUUAAUAGAAUUGUAAGAAAAAGACAUAAACAAAAUAUAAAGGGGGCUUGACACUUAAAGAUUUUAGAAAAAAAUUUAAAGAAAGCAAAAGAAUUAAAAGUGAAAGGGAUAUGUUUGUCUUUUUUGAAAGAUAAUCCUUAAGUGUAAAGCCCCCUUAUAAAUAAUCCACAAACUCUGGGGAUUCUUUUUAAACAGCUAACAUCACCAAGCCCUGAUUUAAUAAAAAUAAUUUGUGAUUUCUUUUUUUGAUUUUAUUGUUGGAAAUUCAUAAAAAGAACGGGCUUUUAGAACAAAAAACUUUUAAAUAUACACAGACAUAUAUUUUUUAAUGUUGUAUAUAGAACAGAUUUUACUAAAACCUCUUUUUCUUUUGAUUAUUUUGGAUUAUUACUAACCUUAAUGUAAUUUUUCUUAUUUUUUGUCCACAUAAAUUAUGUUUUUAUUAUUAUUUUUUUUUUUUUCGAUAGCAUUUAAGUUAAAUCUGCCAUAAUGUUUUAUAUAUAAUAUAUGAAAACAAAACUGUAUGUAUUUAAUAGCAAAUACUUUAAAAUAAAUAAAUGUAUUUUAAUUUAAUGAUUAUAAAAGAAAAUUAAAAAUUUAUAAGAAAAUUUUUACAAGAAAACAAAAUUUAAGCACAAUUUUUCUUAAUUCUUUUAUUUUGGCUUAAAACAAAAAAUUUUAAAGACAAUGAUUUUAUUUGUUUUAUAAACAAACAAAGGCAAAAAGAUUUUUAAUUUGGAAAAAAUUAAAAAAAAAAUAUAUUAAAAAAUUCCCAAAAUGGCCAAAACGUUCAUUAAACACACCUUAAAAAUUAAAAAAAAAAAUUAGGCAGUAUUUCAAAGAAAAACAAAAACAUUUAUUUAAGUGUGUGUAUUUUUCGAAAAACUUUAUCAAAAAAAAAAUUAAAAA